AUGAUAAUAAUGUAUGUGUCUUGGCAUGGCAGUGCGGGCGGGGACAGCCGCGCGUUCCCGAGCGGCGAGCGCGUGUCGGCGAGCGGCGUGGCGGCGCUGGCGCUGCGCUCGCUGCGCGCGCCCCGCCGCCUGCGCGCGCGCCUCGCGCUCUGCCGGCUGCCGCGGGCUCUAUCUGAGAAGAAGGCUUGUUUGAAGGAUGUGAAAGAACACUUAGUGUCUAUUAUUGGCAGAAAUUUGAAAUACUGGCGUGAGUCCAGUAAUGAGAUGCUCAGAGAUUUACUGUACAAAAGAUUGCAACAUUUACACCAAGUGUCCCUGCAUCUCCAUCUCAUUCAUAUAACUGAUCUCAGAGAAACCAGCUGCAAACAGAAGCUUUUACUACAAUCCCUGGAAAAUAUGUCCAAACAUUGGGAUAUCGACGUGUCGUUUUUAAGAAAAAGUACCAUUCCGCCAGAAACUAUGAGA
Messenger RNA from Brenthis ino (lesser marbled fritillary), 465 nucleotides. The record is from the annotation of a GenBank genome assembly. NCBI's taxonomy places the organism in Eukaryota, Metazoa, Arthropoda, Insecta, Lepidoptera, Nymphalidae.